AUGCUGUCGCGUGUGGCUCGCCAAAAAAAUGCAUUCCUUCUCCCGCGGAGAGCUCAGGCUCUUCGGGCAUCGGUCUCUUUACCAAUGACCUCCCUUCACUCAUACUCCAGUAAUCGCAGCCCUCUGGUGAACUCAUCGAGCCAGUCUCUGCUCGACCGUGCCCGCAAGCCAACCUUGCAGUCAGAACGCCAUCUCGCAACCGCCGCGGACCCAUUAUCCAUCGACGCCCAGCCCGUGGACUCUUACGACCAAUUCAUGCAAUCGCCCUUCCAGGGUCGCGACAUUUCGUCUCUGGUCAUCAUUGACUCAACACCACAAUCACACUCCAAGGUCUUCCGCCGCAGACACGGUCUCGGCGGCGACGAGACAGAGAUGAUGGCAAAUUUGGAUGUGUCAUUGAAAAUCGGGCAAUACGAUAGAGCGUCUGCACUGAUUGCACGUCUUGGUCAUUAUCACCCACCUGGCUCACCGGAGUAUCUGGCUUUGAACAACCGUUUCUUGAACACAAUGGUGAGGCACAUGAUCCUUACACGCGACCAAUCAAUGGUACUUCCCGUGCAGAAAUGGUUCGAGGUUGACAUGCGUUUUUGCGAUCUCACACCUGAUGCCACAACAUUUGCUUGCAUGCUUUCUAUGGCGCUGCGAAUGCUCCAUGGGCCUAAGCGAGAACGAACUGUGCGCCGUUAUUGGGAGCUUGCUCAAAAUGCUGGCCUGGAGGAAGAGGUGGUUGGUCUGGAGGUUCUUGAUGACUCGGAUGUUGGUGAACUGUCUAAGAUCUGCUCUUCUGACAUGUUAGAUCUCAUUUCUAAUUACCUGGAAAUCACGGAAGGCGACAUAGAUAUCACCACCAGCGACAUUAUCGAUGAUGAUGUUCCUCAGGUUCAGGCCGCCGAUCUGAAGGGACUGGGACUGUCAACUCUCAGGCAGUCUUUGUCUUCUUUCGGCAAGAAAGUCACAUUGCCUGCCGAUUUCAACGGCACUGAGGCGGAAGGCAAGGCGCUCCUCGCGGAAACGAGGCAGCGUCAGCUUGAAGCCGACAGUCUCAAGUCCGCCAUCGAGAGGUGGCGUAAAGAUCAAGAAAAUCGAGCAUCGCUAGGGCUCGAGGCCAGCGGCCAGGGGAAGAAGCUCGAUAAUUUGAUCAGUCAAUGGCACACAGCCCUCGUGCCAAGGAUUAAGGAAGAGAUCAAGUUGUACGAAGAGGGCUUGAAAGUCCCAAUUACAAGUGUUGAACAAAGGGACCGUUGCGAAUACGGUACCUAUUUGAAAGGACUUGAUUCGGAUCGACUUGCUGCACUCGCCAUCAUGAGCGUGUUGGGCUUUUUCAGUCGCCAAGGAUUCGCCAAAGGGCUCAAAGUUUCUAGCAUUGCUGCUUGGGUUGGUAGAGAGCUGCAAGAAGAACUGAUCGCCACUCACUGCCUUGCCAAAAACAAAGGCGCCAGCCCAAGACGCCUCAAGGCUGUGAAAAACAUUCUCGCAAACCGCAAAGACAAGGAUGGUCGCGCUCGAUGGACCGCCCUCGUUGAGAAGAUGGCCGCAGCAGACGAAUCCAUCUUGUGGGGCUCCCGUGUUACUAUCAGGGUCGGCAGCGUUCUAAUGGGGUUGUUAUUGGAGGAAGCCAAGGUCUCUAUUCCUACGGUAGACCCAACCACUCAGCAGAGGAAGUUGGUCACGCAACCGGCCUUUACUCACGCCUACACGAUGCACUAUGGAAAGCGUACUGGGCUUAUCCAUAUGAACACCACAGUGGUUGAAAUGGUUGCCAAGGAGCCGCUUCCCGAGUUGGUGGCCCGACACUUGCCCAUGGUGUCCAAACCCAGACCGUGGAUAGGAAACAGGACUGGAGGCUACCUUGUCUACGAAAACAAUCUCGUUCGCUCGACUCCUGGCGAACUUCUUCAGCCAACCUAUCUCAAAGCCGCUCUCAAAAAUGACGGAAUGGCAGAGAUUCGUUCCGGGCUUGACGUUCUGAGCUCUACCGGCUGGAAGAUCAACCGAUCCGUCUUCGACGUAAUGUUAGAGGCCUGGAAUAGCGGAGAACCUAUUGGAAAGCUUGCACCCAUGGAGCCAGUUCUGAACAUUCCUGAAGCACCUGCUAAAUAUUCCCGAUAUGCCGAGCAGGUGCAAUAUUCCCGGAAGAUGCGAGAAAUUGAGAACAUUCGCGCCGGGUAUCACUCCGUGAGAUGUUUCCAAAACUUCCAGAUGGAAGUCGCAAGGGCCUUCCGGAACGAGACAUUUUACUUGCCUCACAACAUGGAUUUCCGUGGACGCGCUUACCCACUUCCUCCCUAUCUCAACCAGAUGGGCGCUGAUAACGCCAGAGGUCUCCUUCUGUUCAAUGAUGGAAAACCUCUUGGCACAGCGGGUUUGCGUUGGUUGAAGAUCCACCUUGCCAACUUGUACGGUUUCGACAAGGCAAGCAUGAAUGAACGUGAACAAUUCACUAUGGAUCACCUUGAGGCUAUUCUGGAUUCUGCAAACAACGGUUUACAGGGGCAGCGAUGGUUCCUUCAAGCCGAAGACCCAUGGCAGCUUCUAGCAGCAUGUCUCGAACUUCGCAAUGCCCUGCUUUUGCCUGACCCCACUCAAUACGUUUCCCACCUUCCAAUCCACCAGGACGGCUCGUGUAACGGUCUUCAGCACUACGCAGCCCUCGGUGGUGACAAGACUGGUGCCCAGCAGGUCAAUCUCGAGCCUUCUGAUCGUCCCUCGGACGUUUAUACCGGUGUUUCUGACUUCGUCAGGGAGUCCAUUGCGACAGAUGCAGCCGAUGGCCUUCAGCUGGCCAAAAUGUUGGACGGCAGAGUCACCAGAAAGAUUGUCAAGCAGACAGUCAUGACCAACGUUUACGGCGUGACUUUCUUGGGAGCGACCCGCCAAGUCAAACGUCAGCUCAUGGACUAUCUUCCUGAGUUGAAUGCGACACAAAGAACACAAGCUGGUGUUUACAUCGCCCGAAAGAUCUUUGGUGCUCUCGGAUCUAUGUUCAACGGAGCUCACGAGAUUCAAUAUUGGCUUGGUGAUUGCGCUUACCGCAUCACGACAUCCCUCACGCCACAGCAGAUUGACGAGCUCACCCAGAAGGCAAUGUCACCGAAAGACAAGUCGGACGCUCCCGAGACCCUCAAGUCCUCCGACCCAGAGAAGUCCUUUAGGUCAACUGUGAUCUGGACUACUCCACUGGGUCUCCCGGUGGUCCAACCAUAUCGUACUCGCAAAUCACGCCGUGUUGAAACUAGCAUACAGGACAUCAGUAUCCUCGACGCCGGUGCUGAUGAUGUGGUUCAAAAGCGCAAGCAACUUCAAGCUUUCCCACCCAACUUUAUCCACUCUCUCGAUGCCACACACAUGAUCUUGUCUGCCAACGCGUGUCACCAAGCGGGUCUGACCUUCUCUGCCGUCCACGAUUCUUUCUGGACUCACGCUGCCGACGUUGAUAAGAUGAACUCUAUUCUUCGAGAUGCAUUCGUCCGUAUGCACACUGAUAACGUUAUUGGGCGCCUGGCCGCCGAAUUCAAGGUGCGAUAUGGCAACAACAUCUUCCUUGGCCGUGUUCCCCGCAUGUCCAAGCUUGGUAAAGCAAUCACUGCAUACCGUGCCAGUCACAAACAAUCCAAGCUUCAGGAAUUGAUCCAAGAGAAACAACGUCAAACCCUCCUCCAAUCUGAGGACCCGGAGGAUCGGGAGCAAGGCCGAUCCAUGGUCACUGCCGCCAGCAUUUUCGAAGAACUGGAUGGCAGAGACGAUGAUCUGACCAUCCAAAAGACCUUGGGCCAGAACAACAUCGGACACAUCCCUGAGGAUGUCACCGAUAAUAAUAACACGGUUCGACCCUCUGACCUGGACUUAAGCGACCCGGCAAUUCAUUCCCUUGUCGGUGACAUCGACGUCUUUGAAGGAGUCGCCACUGAUAGAGACGAAGCUCACCUCGAAUCCGGCGAGGUGCCUGACGCCGACGGAAACAUGGAAGCCGGCGAAACCCCAAAGCCCAAACGCAGACCCCGCGAAGUAUCCACCUGGCUUUGGCUACCUCUUACCUUCCGCGAUGUCCCCAAGAAGGGAGAUUGGGAUGUGUCCCGUAUUCGCGAGAGUGAAUAUUUCUUCUCUUGA
This is a messenger RNA of Penicillium salamii, 4107 nucleotides long. NCBI's taxonomy places the organism in Eukaryota, Fungi, Ascomycota, Eurotiomycetes, Eurotiales, Aspergillaceae. The record is from the annotation of a GenBank genome assembly.